AUGCCUCUGGUUCUGGUCCUGAGGCAACCAGAACUGAGACUUACAUCGACUCGAAACCAAAUUGAGGACCUCUCGAGUGUUCACAGAUUUAUCAAAACAAUUCCACCAUUGCCAGGGUUAGCCAUUCGGGCUGGUUCUCUGAUUGAAGAAAUGAGUCGAAAUAGAUCCGUAAAAUCAGCAAAUCAGAUCGGUCCGCGUCAGGCCACACGAAGCAGGCCGGCGGAAAAGUACGAAGACGGUCUAGACGAAGACCAGUCGGCCAAAAGCUGUACAACCAAAAUAGCAACUCGUGAACUCCAUGAGGAGUCUGUGGAGGGACGGGUGUCUUCACGACAUGUCAACAAAAAUAUCUGCCUUAUUAAAGAGCUAUCAGAACUUAGUCUGUACCCAACUGGGGAUUGCGAGGCUAUAAAGCCAGUAGGCUGCCAAGGAGUUUGUACAGAAUCCUCACAUACCGCCUCAAAAAUGAGUAUAUCCAUCAGUCCGAAGAAAAGUCCUCAACGAAAUCUGUCUUCGUGCACUUCAAACAAUGGAACCGAGGCAGGCCGGAAUAGUCAGGAGCGAAACUACCCCACGACAGAGUCUAGAAGUCACAUGAAAAAACAGCCAGUUGCCUUGGAGAGGUCUCGACCCACCAACAGCAGCACAGAGAAGCAGAACAGAUUGACCUUCUCCAACGGUGUAAUAAGAGGCCGAUUCUUCCUGAAGGAUAGCGCAGGCAUUGAAAAGAUCCUCACCGAUCCGUCAGAUAGACGCUUGCAGGCGGUCUGCGAGAGAUUUCAAUGCUUUCUUGAGGUCUUCUCGAAAACGCCCAAAAACGGUUUCAUGCAAUACACCCUCGACAUCACGGCACCAAAUCGAAGGGCCUUUAUGUCUUUCUUGAGGACCCUUGACUCCAAAAUGCACUGGUGUCUUGUUUCACAGAUCAGGUAA
This is a messenger RNA of Protopolystoma xenopodis, 933 nucleotides long. The record is from the annotation of a GenBank genome assembly. Lineage: Eukaryota; Metazoa; Platyhelminthes; Monogenea; Polystomatidea; Polystomatidae.